CCCAAAAAAUAAUAAGAAUUUUUCAGAGCACACUCAUAUUGCUGAAAACAACUAUGAACUUCCUGUUUUUCGUUUUCUUCCUGGGAGCUUGUUUCUUAGGGCUAACGAAUGCUAGUACCCUCUCGCCAGAAGAAUUGCGUCGCUUCUUGGAAUGUAUGGAGAAGUGCAAAGCAAUGUCUUCUUGAACUUUAUUCCGCAAGAAACGAAGUAUGGGUGCGUAGAACAAUACUGGAAGCUGCCAGACUAUUUGAUCACCAAUCUACUUUCGAUCGAGGAAGCCGGGAGUACGAGAAUUACCUUCGUUCUGGGAAUUUGCAUUUUGAAAUUCCCCCUCGCAUUCAUACCGAAAACUACCUACGGAUCGUAUACCAAGUCUCAAUGUACGCAGUGAUUGCUUACCUUCAUCUUCUUGCUUGUAUUAUUCUGUAUUAUAUAGCCUGUGUGGAGAAAAACAAAGACAAGUUACCAUGACUGUGUCGUAUGCUUGUCGCUUAUUGUUGUUUGUUAGUUCAAAUCUUAGAGAUUUUUCUGAUAAAUUC
Molecule: messenger RNA, 539 nt
Organism: Cylicocyclus nassatus
Lineage: Eukaryota; Metazoa; Nematoda; Chromadorea; Rhabditida; Strongylidae
Source: the annotation of a GenBank genome assembly